This is a messenger RNA of Oryzias melastigma (Indian medaka), 6452 nucleotides long. Its product is annotated as FYVE, RhoGEF and PH domain-containing protein 5. Lineage: Eukaryota; Metazoa; Chordata; Actinopteri; Beloniformes; Adrianichthyidae. Bases 43 to 4314 code for a protein of 1423 amino acids. Gene Ontology annotation, cellular component: cytoplasm. Gene Ontology annotation, molecular function: metal ion binding; guanyl-nucleotide exchange factor activity. The record is from RefSeq and is a predicted model, not a curated record. The transcript is spliced from 20 exons.
CAGCAUUUGGUUUCCAGUCGCGUGCGUCCUGCGCGCGCGGGGAUGCGCAGACGAUCAGCUGAGCAGCGGAGGGCAGAUCCGAGCUCAGUCUGCGUGCGGGGCGUUCUGCGGGAGCAGCUGCGGGGAUUUGAGCUUCACGUGCUGCUUUCCCUGCGUUCGCGGAGGCGAUGCUGCAGACGGAGCUUCUCUAAGAUGAACGCAGACUGCACAAAGCCUUCUGUUGCUCCCAAGCCAAGAAUUGUUUGUCACGACAACCUGAAGCCGCCCUCCUCUCCUGCGUCAGCAGCCAGGCGUCCCAAACCCUCCAUAGCUCCCAAACCAAAAGCCACAGUGCUGCUCAAUGGCAGCCAGGAAAGGAUUCGUAAUGGCAUUGUGCCUUUUUCGCACGAUGAUGAUAAGCACAUUAAAAGUCAAAACAAAGUGGUUCUAGAAUCAUCUCCCUCAAAGAGAGCGCUAAAGGCGGAUAUCUUCAGAUCUCCACCAACACACUCGGUGACUGUGACAGAGGAGGAGACGGAGGAGGACGAUUUACUUCAAGAAAUAAUUGAGGAUUGGAGAUUGAGUGAUAACGCUCUAACAGAUGAAGCUGACUCCCUGGAAACGCUGUGGCUCAGUGAGGCCAGACUCACGGCGGACUCUGAGGGAACGAUGGACACCGAAGCCACAGAGGACACAGACGCUGAAGCUUUUGAUGCAGGGGAAGCUCUGGCCGACACCGAAGGCCUCUCGGUGGAAGACCUGUCUGUAGGUAGUGCUGAGGAGGAGGCGAGCAAAGAAAGUUCAGCCGAAGGUUUUCCUGAGGACAGUGUGAUGAAUGCAGAUGCUGUAAUAGAGGAGAAGGAGGAAGACGACUGUGGCUUCACUUGUACCAUCCUGAAGUUGAGGUGUGGCCAGACGACAAAGACUGAAGACCAGCAGGACGCAUGUGUCUAUGACUUCAGAGACGACGACCACGAGCAGGUUUGUGAGGCGGUGAUGGAUCGUGAGCCCUAUUGCAUUUGUGGGGAAGACAUCAUCAUCAGCAAAGAGUUGAAACCAGAGGACGAACACCCAGAAAUUACAUUUUCUACAGUAAGUAACAGCUUAAUAGUGAAUGGCAAAUGUGAGGAAAAUGAAAAGGAGGAGUACUUGUGCUUUGGUGACCGUGUGAGGACAGAAGACGCUAAGUUUGAUGCACUUGGAAACAAACUUAACAAUUUGAGUUUCAGACAGAACGCUGUGCUGGCAGAGACCGACACCUCGCUGACUUCCUCUCUCUCAGAAAGCCAACUUCUCUCCCCAAACAUAAGUGUUUUUGAGGACGAAGAUGCUCACAUCGUUCCCUUUCUGGACGAUACGGAGCAGGACACCAGCAAUCUUUACGAAGGCUUUGGUUCGUUGGCUCAAACGGGUUUCCCUUUCACCACCGGGAUCCCAUCGCCCUCUCUGUCACAGCGGAAUACAAACCACAUGGCGGACACUGGAGCCACACUUUUUCAGAAAUCCUACAAAAGUGGACUCCGACCACCGCCAAAAAGCUCCAGUCCCAUGUUGAACUCAACGCGGCACAAGAGCCUAACAAAACCAAACUAUUUGUCCUUGUACUCGCGCUCCCUCUCCAUGGAGGGGCAGGACGCACACCUGUAUGUCCACCGGGACGGCUCUCCCAGACAAAGAGGUGCCUUAUGUUCAUCCGACAGCUUCUCCAGGAGCUCGCCGCAGUCGUCCAGCGCCCUGUCCACACCCACGUCUCUGGUGGAUAUUCCUCCUCCGUUUGAGUUGGCCUACAUCACCAAGAGGCCCAUCACAAAAAGUUCUCCAUCACUUCUCACAGUGGGAGACUCCACAGAGAAAAACAGGAAGAAGAAAUCCUCCAUAAAGCGUUUCCUGAUGCUCAAGUUUGGUUGGAAAACAGACAAGCAGACGACAGAGGAAAAGAAGCCUUCGGCUGAUUCCAGCCGUCGACUGCUGGAGCUGGACAGACACAGCCUCAGCAGCUCUCCACGGUUGAACUCCAGGCCGCCCGGCAAGCCUCUGGUCUCACCGGAGCCGGCCUCUUCCUUUCUGUUCUACCAGGACAGCAGGAGGAAAGGGAACUCGGUGGCCUUCCUGAAUCGCAGCGUGGUCCGGGUGGAAUCCUUCGAGGACCGAUCCCGCGUGCCUUUCACCCCGCUCCCUCUCACCAAGCCCCGCUCCAUCUCCUUCCCCAACACAGAUACCUCGGAUUACGAGAACGUCCCUCCCAUCAGCUCGGACUACGAGAACGUUCAGGUGCCUCACUGGAGAGCCGCUCGGAUGGCGUCGCAAGCAGACUUCUUUGAGCGGUCGUUCCGGGCCGUGUCUUCGGCGAACGAGACGGACGGUUACGUGGACAUGAGCAGCCUGCCGGGGUUUGAGAAGAAAAGCCACUUCGCUAAACAGGACAGUGAAAGCGUCUCCACUGAUGAAUACGUGGUUCCUGUGGUCGUUGCUUCAAAGGUUGACUCUACGAGUGAGAACCAGAGAGAUCUGGGGGGUGAAGAAGACCAAGGACGCACCUCUGGAGAGGAAGACGGUGGGAUGGACAACUAUGACCGACAGCCUGAUGGUCAGUCCAGAGCUUUCUAUGUCGUCAUGGAUCUUGUGGAAACGGAAAGAGCACAUGUGGAUUCUCUCAAGAGGCUUCAAGAAGACUUCAGGGACGCUGUGGCCUCAGCGGUCGGGGAUGAAGGGCAGCCUGUUCUGGAUGACGGGAGACUCGGAGAGAUUCUCAAUGAGCUUCCUGAUGUUUACGUCCUACACCGCAAAAUCCUCAACGAGCUGGAAUAUCGAAUCCGCCACUGGGAGGACAGCCAGAGGAUUGCUGACAUAUUUCUGUCCAGAAAAGCGGAGUUCCUGGUCUUCACGACUUACAUCGGCCACUUCGACCGGAGCAUGAGUCUGCUGGAGAACAGCUGUCAGACGUCGCCUGCUUUUGCCGCCAUCAUUCAAAAGUUCGAGGAGCAGAGUUCCUCUGUUGGCAUCAAGCAGCAGCUGCUGCAGGUCAUCGUCCGGGUGGCUCGGUACCGAAUGCUCCUCACUGAUUACCUGAACAAUCUUUCACCCGAUUCCAGGGAAUAUGAAGACACCCAAGCUGCGGUCGGAGUCGUUUCUGACAUUGCAGAUCAGAUCAAUGACAACAUUCAACACGGGGAGAAUCUGCUGCGCCUGAUCAACAUCGCGCACAGCGUCCACGGCCAGCGGGACCUGCUUCAGCCUGGCAGGGUUUUUGUGAAGGAGGGCACGCUGAUGAAGGUCAGCAGGAAAAGCCGCCAGCCUCGUCAUCUGUUCUUGAUGAACGACGUGCUGCUCUACACCUACCCUCAGCAGAAUGGAAAAUACCGACUGAAGAAUACUCUGUCCCUCACCGGCCUCAAGGUCAGUAAACCCACCAUAGAAAAUGCCCCAAACGCUCUAAAGCUGGAGGGAGCCGACAUCUCCAUCAUUUUGUCUGCCAGUUCAUUCCUGGAAAGAGAAGACUGGUUCUACACUCUAAGCCGAACUGCGAGUGAACACGCGAGAGGAUCUGCUUUCAACAGCUGCUCCGGAGAGGUGAACACGUCCUCAACAUCCCGUCCUUCACUGAUGCAGACAUGUGACCGACCGUGUGUCUCUGUUCAGUCCAGAGAUGGUCUUAAACUGCUCCUGGGGGAGAAAGCUCCCACUCUCGUCCCCGUCUCACAAGUCAUGAUGUGCAUGAACUGCACGGCCGAUUUCAGCCUGACGCUCCGCAGACAUCACUGCCACGGCUGUGGAAGGAUCGUCUGUCGCAGCUGCUCCAGGAACAGAUAUCCACUCAAAUACAUGAAGGACCGCAUGGCCAAAGUGUGCGAUCGCUGUUACAGCGAGCUGAAGAAAAGAGGAGGAGAGAUCUCUGAGCUGUCCGGCAGCAGCAGCCCCCGCCUGCACCGCUCCAGCCGGCCGCUCUCCACCGUCUUCCAGAAUAUUCAUCCUCACAACAUUUGGCGAAAUCGAAAAGGGAUCAUAUCCUUCACCCAGGUGACGGUGUCGGAGGAAGGCUCCAUCAGCGGGACUUUACAGCGGAGCAAGAAGAGCAAGAAGAACUGGAAGAGACUGUGGUUCCUGCUAAAAGACAAAGUGCUGUACACGUACAGAGCCCAAGAGGAGCGGAUCGCUUCAGAAAGUCUUCCUCUGCUGGGUUUCACGGUGAAGCUUUCUGACAAACAUCCAGGAGACGAGGAGACAAACGUCUUCCAGCUUUACCACAAAGAAACUCUGUUUUACUCUUUUAAAGCGGAGGAUAACUUCACAGCCCAGAGGUGGGUAAAUGCCAUGGAGGAAGCCACCAAUCUGUAGAUCCAGCUGUUCUGAUGAACUCCAGUGAAAUGGAACAAAGGCUGUUUGUUAUGUCUGCAUGUUGCAACUUGACAGAGUGUCCUGAGGUAAAGAAAACGCCGUGUUCCUUGAGAGAGAACAGGAUCACCUACUUAGUCUUCCUCAGUCUCCUGCCGGCUGUUCCUGGCAGGUGUGACAUGAGAACCAAGAGCAGGUCCGGUUAUCUGCUGGUGCGGAAACCCAGCCAGCAAGGCCGAGUGAGGACAUGUGGUCUAAAAGUGGGUAGAGAAUGUGGGCCGCAGUUUGGUCUGUCUGCAGUUUCUGUGGUGGCCGGAGCUGUUUCCCCACAUUGACUUCAGUGGGCACUCAGAGGGUUGGCUCGCUACGCUAGCCAGCCUCCUUGUGCAUGGUCUCGCAUGCUAGCAAGCUCCACUGUAUCAAGCCACCGAGCCCUGCUGUAUUGAGCUAGCAAGCUCCGCUUUAUUGGAAUGGGAACUCCGCUGUGUAGAGCUAGCAAGCUCUAUUGUAUUAAGCUACCUAGCUAUGCUAUAUCGAGCUAGCAAGCUCCGCUUUAUCGGAAUGGGAACUCCGCUGUGUAGAGCUAGCAAGCUCUACUGUAUUAAGCUACCUAGCUAUGCUAUAUCGAGCUAGCAAGCUCCGCUUUAUCGGAAUGGGAACUCUGCUGUGUAGAGCUAGCAAGCUCUAUUGUAUUAAGCUACCUAGCUAUGCUAUAUCGAGCUAGCGAGCUCCGCUUUAUUGAGCUAGCGAGCUCCACUGUAGCCAGCUAGCAAGCUCCACUGUUUAAAGCUACCUAGCUAUGCUAUAUCGAGCUACCUAGCUCUGCUGUAUCAAGCUAGCGAGCUCCAUUUUAGCCAUCUAGCGAGUUCCAUUGUGUAGAGCUAGCAAGCUCCGCUGUAUUAAGCUACCUAGCUAUGCUUUAUCGAGCUAGCGAACUCCACUCUAGCCAGCUAGCAAGCUCUGCUGUAUUGAGCUACCUAGCUCUGCUGUAUCAAGCUAGCGAGCUCCACUGUAGCCAGCUAGCGAGCUCCACUUUAGCCAUCUAGCGAGUCCCGCUGUAUGGAGCUAGCAAGCUCUUCUUAAUCGAGCUAGUAAGUUCCGCUGUAUAGAGCUAGCAAGCUCCGCUAUAUCGAGCUACAAGCCCUGCUGUAUUGAGCUAGCGAAUUCCACUGUAGCCAGCUAACGAGCUUCGCUGUAUUCAACUUUCUCAAGCUAGUUAACCAUAGUUAGCUGAGCCGUAUUGAGUUAAAUAGCUUCACUGUAGCAAGCUAGCACACUCCGCUUUAUCAAGCCACUGAGCAUCACUGUAUCAAACUAGUGAGCUUGGCUGUAUCGGGCUAACGAGCUCUGCUAUGGCGAGUCAGCGAGCUAUGCUGUAGCAAGCUAGUGACCUCAGCUAUAUUGAGAUAGCUAGCUCUACUGUAUUAAGCUAGCGAGCUCCGCUGUCCACUGGUCGGCUGGCUAGCGUAGCGAGCCAACCCACUGAAUUCCCACUUAAACCAAUGUAGACAAACACAGGUGGGAGUGGGACCACCACAGAAACUGGGGUCAAACCCACUGGGGUCCACAGUUUCUGCCCACUUUUAAACCGUUUUUGGACCUUUUAGCUUUGCUGGCUGGGAACGUUCCACACACUUGACUUCUCCUAAAGCAUCUUUUACAAAUGAGUUUUACAGAAGACUAAAAAUCUGCCUACAUAUGAUUUGAUUUGUCUCUAAUGCAUCGCAGGAUUUUUCUUUUCCCGUCUUCAUGGUGCUGAAAACAGGAGCUGAACUCUCAGACUCAGAGGAUCAAACCUGGAACCUCACAUUCAGUCUGUGCCAUUCAUGCCUUUAUUGUUUUAAGUGCUCUUUUCACUGCAUUUGAAUCAUUCAGAGGAAGCAUGUGGAAACACACACGACUCCAGUAAAGAAUGUAAACAGUGAAUCAGUGGAUUAUUUAGCAUGGAUAUAGAGAAGUGUUCUUUUUCAGACCUGUGAGAAGAACUGACCAUCCUUGGGGGCAUUUUAAUUUAAUUUUUUACAAUGAGUGCAAUGUAAAUGUAUAUUUAUGUAAAAGAUUAAACGCAGGAGUCUCAUCAUAUUUGUACUGUACAUGCAGAUGUGUGUAUAUUUACAUGAGUAUAAAGUGAUGGAAGCUGU